Molecule: messenger RNA, 2163 nt
Organism: Scylla paramamosain (green mud crab)
Lineage: Eukaryota; Metazoa; Arthropoda; Malacostraca; Decapoda; Portunidae
Product: circumsporozoite protein-like
Exons: 2
Coding region: 654-1559 (301 amino acids)
Source: RefSeq, a predicted model, not a curated record
ACGGAGCGCGAAUCUCGUUCGUUUAGUUACAAGGAGGCAUUCACUGGGGUGAUUAAGCAGGAAAAUAUUCUGAAAUAAACCCAUCGUGGUGUAUGGCGGCGUGUGUGGUGUGUGUGAGAUGUUAUAGGUGUGUUCCAGAGGUGUUAUUGUGUGCGAUGCCUCGCGCGACGGGAGUUGUCAGGCUGCCAGGCCGCGUGGUCACUCCCGUGCCGCUGCCUCGCCACAUUUUGCAGGAUUUCCCAGGGAUAUUCGCCUCGCCGAGUGGAAGUGUGGUGGUGGGCGUGUGGCGUGAUGUGGUGUGGUGGUGUGGCGGGCAAGACAGCCCCAUGUGAUGCUUGUGUGUGAUGGUGUGGCGCUACAUAUGCUGUGGCAGUGAUGGUGGUGGUGGGCCAUGUGGUGCUGCGGUGGUGUGGUGGUGUGGUGCUGCCGCCACACCGGCCCCAUGCCGUGGUGCUGUGGUGCUCAGGGAGUGCAGUACAGGGCGGGAGAUCAGCAGCAGCAGCACAGGGUGGGGACGGCAGUCGGCUUGUGCCGCACAGCUGUGGCGCCGCACAGCUGACACCGCCAAUGUGCUGCUGCUCCACGUGUUGCCCCACAGCUGAUCUCCGCGCUGUGAUGCAGCAGUGCAGGGUGUGUGCAGCACAGGCUGCGUGAUGCAGCGUGGCCCAGGCUGGGCUGUGCUGUGGUGCAGCUGGUGCACAGCACGGCACAGCUGCUGCCACUGCCAUGCUGAGUGCAGCAGUUGUGCAGCACUGAGGUGUUCACUGUGUUGCACAGCAGGAGGAUGGCCUUUGUGCCGCCACAGCAUCUGCUAUAAGGAAUGUGCAGCACACACAUCUCUUGUAAGGAAUAUGCCGCACACAGCAGCUGGAGGCACCGUGCAGCACACAGCAGCUGGAGGCACCAUGCAGCACACUGCAGCUGGAAGCACCAUGCAGCACACAGCAGCUGGAAGCAUCGUGGAGCACACAUCAGCUAGAGGCACCGUGCAGCACACAGCAGCUGGAGGCACCGUGCAGCACACAUCAGCUAGAGGCACCGUGCAGCACACAGCAGCUGGAGGCACCGUGCAGCACACAUCAGCUAGAGGCACCGUGCAGCACACAGCAGCUGGAGGCACCGUGCAGCACACAGCAGCUGGAGGCACCGUGCAGCACACAGCAGCUGGAGGCACUGUGCAGCACACAGCAGCUGGAGGCACCGUGCAGCACACAGCAGCUGGAGGCACCGUGCAGCACACAGCAGCUGGAGGCACCGUGCAGCACACAGCAGCUGGAGGCACCGUGCAGCACACAGCAGCUGGAGGCACUGUGCAGCACACAGCAGCUGGAGGCACCGUGCAGCACACAGCAGCUGGAGGCACCGUGCAGCACACAGCAGCUGGAGGCACCGUGCAGCACACAGCAGCUGGAGGCACCGUGCAGCACACAGCAGCUGGAGGCACCGUGCAGCACACAGCAGCUGGAGGCACCGUGCAGCACACAGCAGCUAGAGACAGGUGGUGGUUGUCCCUCAACACAACUGAACAGCCUUUGUAUCACAGCAGCUGCAGGAUAUGAGGGUUGGUCGUCCUCCUCCUCCUCCUCCUCCUCCUCCUCCUCCUCCUCCUCCUCCUCCUCCUCCUCCUCCUCCUCCUGACCUCCAUCCUUGUCCCGCUUCCCUCAUUUCCACUCCUUCCUUCCUUCCUCUCUCUCUCUCUCUCUCUCUCUCUCUCUCUCUCUCUCUCUCUCUCUCUCUCUCUCUCUCUCUCUCUCUCUCUCUCUCUCUCUCUCUGGUGUUCCUCCUCUUCCUCUCAGUCCUUUCCUCCGUCCUUCCUCCUCCUCCUCCCCUACCCCUCCUCCUCUCGCUACCCCUCCUCCUCCUCCUCCUCCUCCUGCCGUCCUUCCCUCUCGUGGAAUCUAGGACACCACCACCACCACCACCACUACAGGUAUACUCCAUGUAAGUAUGUAUAGGAUGUGUGUGUGUGUGUGUGUGUGUGUGUGUGUGUGUGUGUGUGUGUGUGAAAUGGUAAAUAAAGUUGUGUGUGUUUGUGUGUGUGUGUGAUAGUUAAAGAAAAUGCAGUGGUAUGUGUGUAUGUAUGUAUGUAUGUAUGAAUGUAUGUAUGUUUGUUUGUUUGUUUGUAAAUUGCAGGUAAGAUUAAUAAAUAAAUAAUAGAGUAAU